CAGGGAGACUCAGGGGUGUCCAGCCUACAGGCCACCCAAGAGGGCUAGGAAUGCAGCCCAACACAAAAUCCUAAGUUUACUUAAAACCUUUUUUUUGUCCAUCAGUUUUCAUUAGCGUUUGAGUAUUUAAUGUGUGGCCCAGAGACGCCAAAAGGUUGGACGCCCCACAAUAGAUGGCAUGGUUGAGAACUCAGAAAAAGUUAUAUAUGUGAAAAAAAGGCAACUAGAAACUCCACAAACAACAGAAAACCAUACCAAAAAACUCUUAGUCCAUAUUUAAGUAUACUAAAAAGUGGAUUCAUAGAGCAAAAGAAUUUGAUAGUGUGAACAUUCUCUUCUGAAUGACACAAGAAAUGUGACCACGCCUCUUGGAUGCCAGCCUAGUGUGUGGCAGCAUGGCUAAACGCACCAAGAAGUUCAGAAUCGUUAGUAAAUACGGCACCCAUUAUGGCGCCUCCUUCAGGAAAAUGGUGAAGAAAAUCGAGAUCAGUCAGCACGCCAAGCACACUUGCUUCUUCUGUGGCAAAACCAAGACGAAGAGGCGAGCCCUGGGGAUCUGGCACUGUGGCCCCUGCACGGAAGCGAUCGCUGGUGGUUCCUGGACCUACAACGCACUUCUGCCCGUCACAGUAAAGUCGCCAUCAGAAGGCUGA
Messenger RNA from Pteronotus mesoamericanus, 653 nucleotides. RefSeq names its product 60S ribosomal protein L37a-like. Gene Ontology annotation, molecular function: structural constituent of ribosome. The transcript has a single exon. Gene Ontology annotation, biological process: translation. The record is from RefSeq and is a predicted model, not a curated record. NCBI's taxonomy places the organism in Eukaryota, Metazoa, Chordata, Mammalia, Chiroptera, Mormoopidae. Gene Ontology annotation, cellular component: ribosome. The coding region runs from base 396 to 653 and encodes 85 amino acids.